AUGGCUCAGUCGGCUGCUAACGGUGUGGACCAGGACCUGGCCAGCAAGAGGCUGCACUCCAGACAACAAGCCAUGGCACUCUUUAAUUAUGACUGGGUUACUACUCUGAGCACCAAGUUUCUGUACUCAGCCAAGAAUCACAGGGACAACAGUGAAGAACCCAGAAUAUGGAGAGAGCGGCUGUGCAAAGCAGGGGACUUUAAAGGGGGAACGGCAUUUUUUGAGGCAGCUGUACAGGUUGGCACAGAAGACCUGAAGACCCUCAGUGCCAUCUACAGCCAGUUGGGAAAUGCCUACUUCUAUCUCAAGGAGUAUGGCAAAGCCCUGGAGUACCAUAAACACGACCUUACCUUGGCCAGAACAAUAGGAGACAAAAUUGGAGAAGGAAAAGCCAGUGGCAACCUUGGAAACACAUUAAAAGUGUUGGGGCGCUUUGACGAGGCUGUUGUAUGCUGUCAACGACAUCUGGAUAUUUCUCAAGAGCAGGGAGACAAGGUUGGAGAGGCCAGAGCACUCUAUAACAUAGGGAAUGUGUUUCAUGCAAAGGGAAAGCAGCAGCUGUGGGGCUGCACCCAGGAGCCAGGAGAUCUGCUGCCUGAUGUUAGAGAGACACUGCAAAGGGCUACUGGCUUUUAUGAGAUGAACUUGUGUUUGGUCAAAGAACUUGGUGACCGAGCUGCUCAGGGGAGGGCCUAUGGGAACCUGGGCAACACCCACUACCUGCUGGGAAACUUUGUCGAAGCUAUCAAGUUCCACCGUCAGCGAUUAUCCAUUGCCAAAGAAUUUGGGGACAAAGCGGCAGAACGGCGAGCCUACAGUAAUCUAGGCAAUGCGCUUAUCUUCCUGGGCCAGUUCAACACAGCCACAGAGUAUUACAGGAAGACUUUGCAACUGUCCAGGCAGCUGAGGGACCAGGUGAUGGAGGCCCAGGCCUGUUACAGCCUGGGAAACACCCACACUCUUUUGCAGCAGUAUGAGAGAGCUAUAGACUACCACCUGAAACACCUGUGCAUAGCCCAGGAGCUUGCUGAUAGGGUAGGUGAGGGCCGUGCCUGCUGGAGUCUGGGAAAUGCAUACGUGUCUUUAGGGAACCACAAACAAGCUCUCCACUAUGCCCGCAAGCACCUGGACAUCUCUAAAGAAAUUGGAGACAGAAAUGGGGAACUGACAGCCAGAAUGAAUGUGGAGCAGUUAAUGGAGGCCUUGGGCAUCAAUGAGAGUGACCUUUCGCCCUCCAGUUCAGAGUUUGAGAUGCAAGGAGCAAGACCCAAAUUCACCAAGAGAAACAGCAUGGACAGUGUUGAACUAUGGAAGUACUCUUCAGAUAAGAAUGGUGAGAGCCAAGACUUGGAAAGUAUAGCUAGGCGAUCUAAGGGUCAGUUUCCAGUGCCUGAUAAGAGAAAAGGCUAUCCCGACAGUCAGUCAUCAGAUGAAAGGCUGUGGUUGGACUCUCCCGUAGACACCGAUGACAUCACCGUGCAAGUCCCACCUCCAGUGCCAAAGCUGGGCCGUGAUCCCUCUGAUGAAGACUGCUUCUUUGACCUCCUUAGUAAGUUCCAGAGCAGCCGCAUGGAUGACCAGCGCUGCCAUCUUGAUGAGCCACAGAAUGGAGAUAAGGGAGACGGUGCUACAAACUCUAUGCCAUCCCUGAAUGAGAUGAUGGAUCCUACAAUUACCACUUCACCCCAGACUGAGGAGCUUUUUGAUUUGAUUGCUAGCUCUCAGAGCCGCCGUCUUGAUGACCAGCGGGUUAAUGUUGGUAACCUCCCAGGCCUGAGAAUUACCCAUAACAAUUUGGGACACCUGGUGGGUGAAGGAGAUCAUCAGGAACCCAGUGAUGACUUCUUCAACAUGCUUAUCAAGUGCCAGUCCUCCAGGAUUGAUGAUCAGCGGUGCUCCCCACCAGAAACGGGUCCCCAUGCCCCCACAGUGCCUGAUGAAGACUUCUUCAGUCUAAUCCAGAGGGUGCAGGCCAAGCGUAUGGAUGAGCAGCGCGUUCAUCUGCCCACAGAUGACAAGGACGGCCCUCAGUCGCCUGAUCCUGAGCCACCUGGUGGAUUUUCCAGCUAGUACUUGGUGAAUAUUGCUGCACAACCUCAUGUCAAAGAAAAUAAAAGCAAAAGAAAUAAAAGAAGGAUGAGUAAAAACUAAAGACAGCACCGAUGGCUGCACUGUCAUGCUUUUUAAUAACAUAAAUUCCAUGUGCAAUAGGUGGUGCCAUGUCAAAUAUUGCUCGACGUAUUCUGUUCUAAAUGUCUAAAUAUAACAUGGUGAUGUGGGGAACAAGAAAAUAUAAACAUAACACAACAGACAUGAAAUAUGUGCUCAAUCUAAUGCCUUAAUCAGCAUUUAUCAGACUCAAGAUUGUACUCCCUGGAGUCAGAUGUGUCUUUUAGAUUAAUGUGGACACAUACAGUGCGAGCUGUGAAAUUCACAAAGGUAGAUAAGGAUAGAACAUGGAUAGAAACAGGUUUGUUGAAAACGUAUAAGGAUUAACAGAUUUGUACUGAAAUCAUAACCAUUUUUAUAAACACAUAAAUGAUAGUGUUGAUUUUUUUUGACAAACCGUAUUAAUUCAACUGCUGGUUUUACCAUUAUGCUUUUAUGAUUCCAUCUGCUGAUAGGAAACUGAUGUUAUUUGCGUAGUAACAGUAUUAGGGGUGGCCAUCCAGUGUUAACUGCUUUGAGUUUAACAUUUCCACAGCCUGAUAACCACAUUUCAUUUUUACAAAUAUAAUUGAACUGACAGACUGAUUGAAACAUGGUUUUCCUAAAUGUUAUUUAUAAAAAUGCACCUCUUCAUGUAGUAUACAGUGACAGUGGUUACUGAGCAAAGGAUAUGAAAUCGCUGCUUAUUUUAUGAAGAUUAGAGGUGUGUAAAAAUUCAAGCUCCAUUUAAGGUUUGUGCUUGGCUUUUAAAGUGAUGCUAUCUGCAGCCCAUAAUGUUCUCACCAUCUGAUAACAGACUGCUUACUGCCAUCGUUAUUACAUAGAAAUAAACAUGUCAUUUUUAGAAGACUAAUUGUAUGAACAAUAUUUUUACAGUAGGUUGGUGCUGUUAUACUGCCACCCUGUGGUCAACACCUUAUAUUACCUCUGAAAGAAAGAGUGAAAUCAAGUGAGGAUAAAAUGCAUUCAAUUGCAAUUUUUUUAGGGCAGCAUUGUAAUAAUGAUAUUGCACUCCUAGUAGUAACCAGGAUGGGUCCUAUACCCAGUUCACAGUGGUUAUGUUUGAUUCAUCUCUUUUUGAUAAACAACGCAGUGGGAGUUGCAUUUAACAUUUUCUCUGUUUUUCUGUGAAUUUGCAUUUUUAGAAAGUACCCGAAGCACUUCUGUUUGUCUGCCAUAAUUUGUACAUAUAAAUAUAUUUUGUAUUUAUGUUCCAUCUGAGGACAUGAAGAUGUCCCCUCAUGCUUUUAAUAAAAUGGU
Molecule: messenger RNA, 3429 nt
Organism: Monopterus albus (swamp eel)
Lineage: Eukaryota; Metazoa; Chordata; Actinopteri; Synbranchiformes; Synbranchidae
Gene: gpsm1b
Product: G protein signaling modulator 1b
Exons: 15
Coding region: 1-2070 (689 amino acids)
Biological process (GO): establishment of mitotic spindle orientation
Cellular component (GO): cell cortex
Molecular function (GO): G-protein alpha-subunit binding; GDP-dissociation inhibitor activity
Source: RefSeq, a predicted model, not a curated record